CGCGCGCACAUGCCGGCGGAAGAUCUCACGUGAACAAACUCGAAUUUCCGCUUGAUUCAGCGAGCUCAAGUUUGCAGUCGAAAUGUAGACACCGAAACGAGGAGAGGUGCGCGCAUCAUCAGCGCUCUGAGAAGAAACGGAGGCAGCCGAAAAGUCCUGCAGCUCCGGAGAUUUCCCUGAAGGAUUUUGUGUCGACCUUCGAAGCCAAUAGUCACUACCGUACUAUGCAGUCGAGGACCAAAUGUCGGGAACCUCGCCCAGUGGUGGUCAACGUCAUGCAGGAACACCACAGCGACAGCGUGAAUUACCUCCCACGAUGUACAAUACUUCACAGGUGUGAUGCGGAGGCUGGCUGCUGCGAGAGGGGUCGAUCUUGUGCAUGGAACACUCGGGAGCAUGUGGACCUCUAUUUCUACGCCAUCCCGACGGAUACUAACCGUACGGAGAAUCAAAUAGUGAAACUCAUUUUCACGAAUCAUACUUCUUGUGCGUGCAAGGAGGACGUCGAAUUCAACGAGGUAGAGGAUGAAAAGAAUUCCGAGGAUCUGACCGGACAAGACGAUGACGACGAGGAGAUAGGCUCGAAGCCCUGCCCACCGCCAUUCUCGCGACGCGUCUUGAGUGAACUCCAGCAAACUUGUGACUGCUUUGACGGAGAAGAUGAGUGCAUUCGCAUCAAGAUGGGAUCUCGCAGGCUUGAUCCAGCCGAUAAAUGGGAGCUCACGAAUGCUGUCCGUCGAGGAGAAUACGAUCCCCCAGCGUGCUACACGGGAUCUUUCGAAACUCAGACCGGUCUCUGCCCUCGAGCCUGUAAAGAAGGGUCUGUUUACAACCUUCGUAAGAGGCGAUGCGUUGAGAACCACAGAACAAAAAGGAGACGUUUCGGACGCAAUCACUCACGGCGUCAUCUAGCUCCGAGUCGACACUCAGAGCGAAAGUGAAGAUUCUCGGUUAUAACGACCGUGGGUUGAUCCAUUUCACUAUUCUCAGGAACAAUCUCGAAACCCCCGGUGUCCGU
Molecule: messenger RNA, 1018 nt
Organism: Galendromus occidentalis (western predatory mite)
Lineage: Eukaryota; Metazoa; Arthropoda; Arachnida; Mesostigmata; Phytoseiidae
Exons: 7
Coding region: 225-941 (238 amino acids)
Biological process (GO): hemocyte migration
Cellular component (GO): membrane
Molecular function (GO): growth factor activity
Source: RefSeq, a predicted model, not a curated record